UUUCUAAUUGCUAUUGAAGUUCUCUACCCUCAGAGUGGAAUCUGGGCAUCACCUGUUCUUGCCAAUUCGCUGGAAUGAAUUCCUGCUAAUUCUGAUCCAAGAGGUUCAUAGAACAACUGACAAAUUUCAUGUGGAAGUAGCAGAGAUAUCUGAGAUUCUUCAACCUCUAUAUCGAAUCAGUACCAUAGAAAAUGAGGGCUUUCUCCUCCAUCCACUGCAUUAAGCCCUCACUUUUACCAAGAAGGUUUCCAUCUUUCACAAGGACGUAUCUUUCUCUUCCCAAACAACUCUUCAUCUGCCGAGCAAAGUCUGCCGAAUCCAGUGCAGAUGGAUCUAUCAGCUUUCGAACAGUUCCUUCAACCCUGCUGAUUGCAGAAAAAGAAGAGGCUAAAGCGGUAUUGACCUUGUUCUUGAAAAAGCAGGGUUUGAGCAAUGCAAUUGCAACAAGGAUAGCCAACAAGUCAGACCUCUUCAUCGACCACCUUCUGUCAAGGCUCCAUUCUGUCCAUAAGUCCCGAUAUCUAGUAGGAAGAGAGCUUACCACCCUUGAGAUCAGGGAUGCUCUUAUCCCAUAUCUUGAAUCCUUCCUUGAAGAACAUGGAGAUUUUCUGGUUACUAUGGUUGAAAACUUUCCAGAUCCACCUGGGAAAGAAAGGCCUAUCAAUCCUGCUUCUCCAAGCAAUUCAACUAUCAAUUCCAUGAAAUUAAAGGCCAUGGCACAAGUGAGUGAGAUAAUCCCUGAGGGGCAGCUUCCCCCAAGAGUAAUCUACCUCUUGGACCUUGGGAUGGAAAUGGAUCAGAUCAAGGGAAUGACCCGCAGGUUCCCUGCUUUUGUUCACUACAGCUUAGAGGGGAAAAUCAUGCCACUGGUUGAGUUUCUGCUCAACCUUGGUAUACCCAAAUCGGCCAUCCCCACCAUCCUUAAUAAAAGGCCUCAGUUGUGUGGUAUGAGCAUCUCUGAAAACCUUAUACCUUCAAUGACAUACUUGGAGAAUUUAGGAGUGGACAAAAGCCAGUGGGCAAAGGUAAUACAGCGUUUCCCUGCACUGCUCACUUAUAGCAGGCAGAAGUUGACGGCAAGUGUAGAUUUCUUCAAGGAAUUGGGCCUUUCUGCAGAAAGCAUAGGGAAGAUUCUUACACGCUGCCCACACAUUAUAAGUUACAGCGUCGAAGAAAAUCUACGGCCAACAGCUGAGUACUUCCAGUCAAUGGGUGUUGACGUCGCUGUUCUACUCCACCGCUCACCACAGACAUUUGGUCUAAGCAUUGAGAACAAUUUGAAGCCCGUGACAGAGUUUUUCUUGGAGAGGGGAUACAGCAUGGGGGAUGUCAGAACCAUGGUUUCGAGAUAUGGAGCUCUGUAUACUUUCAGCCUCAAAGGGAAUUUGAUACCAAAAUGGGAUUUCUUCAUAUCCAUGUAUUAUCCACAGUCAGAGCUUGUUAAAUUCCCUCAGUAUUUUGGCUACAGUUUGGAGGAGAGGAUUAAACCAAGGUAUGCUCGGGUGCAAGAAUGUGAAGUAAGAUUAUUGUUGAACCAACUCCUCUCUCUUUCGGAUUCUCAAUUCAAAGAGGCCUUGAAGAAGAAGAUGAAGAGAAGUCUUGAUGGUUAGGCUUCUAAUAGUGCAACAGAUGGGUGAUGAUCUUGAUUAACAGAUGGUUAGACUUAAAAUAUAGUGUGUAGAUCCCAACAAAUGAAAAUGUGAUGCCCUUCUUGUUAGUCAUAAAUUGUCAAAUUGAAAACCCUUUUUUUUU
Messenger RNA from Telopea speciosissima, 1752 nucleotides. Its product is annotated as transcription termination factor MTERF5, chloroplastic. The record is from RefSeq and is a predicted model, not a curated record. Lineage: Eukaryota; Viridiplantae; Streptophyta; Magnoliopsida; Proteales; Proteaceae. The transcript has 4 exons. The coding region runs from base 192 to 1610 and encodes 472 amino acids. Gene Ontology annotation, molecular function: double-stranded DNA binding. Gene Ontology annotation, biological process: regulation of DNA-templated transcription.